ACCCGGGAGACUGACGCUCCUGGAGGCUCUAGGUGGAGUCCCGGGAGCUGAGGGGGACAGGCGGCCGCCGCCGAAGCAUGAAGAAGGGGUAAGGCAAGAGCCCCUCAAGAUUUCUCGGUGAACUGGCACAAAGGUUGAUCUCAAGAUGCCAUUAGUGAAAAGAAACAUUGAUCCUAGGCACUUGUGUCACACUGCACUGCCUAGAGGAAUUAAGAAUGAACUGGAGUGUGUGACCAAUAUUUCCUUGGCAAAUAUAAUUAGACAACUAAGUAGCCUAAGUAAAUAUGCUGAAGAUAUAUUUGGAGAAUUAUUCAAUGAAGCACAUAGUUUUUCCUUCAGAGUUAACUCAUUACAAGAACGUGUGGACCGUUUAUCUGUCAGUGUUACACAGCUUGAUCCUAAAGAAGAAGAAUUAUCUUUGCAAGAUAUAACAAUGAGAAAAGCUUUCCGAAGUUCUACAAUUCAAGAUCAGCAGCUUUUUGACCGCAAGACUUUGCCUAUUCCAUUACAAGAGACAUAUGAUGUUUGUGAACAGCCUCCACCUCUCAAUAUACUCACUCCUUACAGAGAUGAUGGUAAAGAAGGUUUGAAAUUUUAUACCAAUCCUUCAUAUUUCUUUGAUCUUUGGAAAGAAAAAAUGUUACAGGAUACAGAGGAUAAGAGGAAGGAAAAGAGGAAGCAGAAGGUAUUACAAGAAAUUCAGAAAAUUGAACAGAAAAAUCUAGAUCGUCCUCAUGAACCAGAAAAAGUGCCAAGAGCACCUCAUGACAGGCGGAGAGAAUGGCAGAAGCUGGCCCAAGGUCCAGAGCUGGCUGAAGAUGAUGCUAAUCUCUUACAUAAGCAUAUUGAAGUUGCUAAUGGCCCAGCCUCUCAUUUUGAAACAAGACCUCAGACAUAUGUGGAUCAUAUGGAUGGAUCUUACUCACUUUCUGCCUUGCCAUUUAGUCAGAUGAGUGAGCUCCUGACUAGAGCUGAGGAAAGGGUCUUAGUCAGACCACAUGAACCUCCUCCACCUCCACCAAUGCAUGGAGCAGGAGAUGCGAAACCCAUACCCACCUGUAUCAGUUCUGCUACAGGUUUGAUAGAAAAUCGUCCUCAGUCACCAGCUACAGGCAGGACACCUGUGUUUGUGAGCCCCACCCCCCCACCUCCUCCACCACCUCUUCCAUCUGCCUUGUCAACUUCUUCAUUAAGAGCUUCGAUGACUUCAACUCCUCCCCCACCAGUACCACCCCCACCGCCACCUCCAACCACUGCUUUGCAAGCUCCAGCAGUACCACCACCUCCAGCUCCUCUUCAGAUUGCCCCUGGAGUUCUUCACCCAGCUCCUCCUCCAAUUGCACCUCCUCUAGUACAGCCCUCUCCACCAGUAGCUAGAGCUGCCCCAGUAUGUGAGACUGUACCAGUUCAUCCACUCCCACAAGGAGAAGUCCAGGGGCUGCCUCCACCCCCACCACCGCCUCCUUUGCCUCCACCUGGCAUUCGACCAUCAUCACCUGUCACAGUUGCAGCUCUUGCUCAUCCUCCCUCUGGGCUACAUCCAACUCCAUCUACUGCCCCAGGUCCCCAUGUUCCAUUAAUGCCUCCAUCUCCUCCAUCACAAGUUACACCUGCUUCUGAGCCAAAGCGUCAUCCAUCAACCCUACCAGUAAUCAGUGACGCCAGAAGUGUACUUCUGGAAGCAAUACGAAAAGGUAUUCAGCUACGAAAAGUCGAAGAGCAGCGUGAACAGGAAGCUAAACAUGAACGCAUUGAAAAUGAUGUUGCCACCAUCCUGUCCCGUCGUAUUGCUGUGGAAUACAGUGAUUCAGAAGAUGAUUCAGAAUUUGAUGAAGUAGAUUGGUUGGAGUAAGAAAAAAUGCAUUGAUAAAUAUUACAAAACUGAAUGCAAAUGUCCUUUGUGGUGCUUGUUCUUUGAAAAUGUUUGGUCAUUCCAGUGUUUUGCUUUCUUUUCCUUAAGGUAAAUAACCCUUUUCCUCCAUAAUUUUUGAUUUUUAAGAAAAAUAUUAGCACACAUUUCAAAUUAAAUGUUUUACAGUGGCUUAUCUUUUUUUAUUUUUCCCUGAAAAGACAUCAUUUGGUCAAAUAAACCACUAAGUAUUAAGCAUGGACGGCUGUUGUUAGAGUAGCAGAUUCAGUUUUUUGAUAUAUCUUAAUUGUGCACUUUGUGAAUUUUAAUUUAAAGAAAGCAACUGAGAUUAAAAAUCUUGCGGGCAGCUGUAUCUAUUAAUGAGCCUUAUCCCAUUUCCCGGUGUGUUAAAAGAAGAAACACUGCCUUGAUUAUAUGAAUACACUCAGAAAGUACAUUUAGCUUGUAGUAUUGAAUUCUCUUAAAGGAAUGCUUGAAUUUUUUUAAUUAUUGUUUUAUUGUUUUAAAAUACUUGCCUUAUUUGAAUGUUUAGCAGUAUCCCCUUCCUACUUAUAUAUUGUGUGAUACAAUUUUGCUUGCUGGUAAGAGUUUAAAAAAUUUCCAUGUGAAAUACACUGACAUAAACCAUGUAACUUACAUAACUGUUAAGAAUAACAGUCUGAUUUAAUAAAUGGUUCAUUUUAAAGGUU
This is a messenger RNA of Bubalus bubalis (water buffalo), 2559 nucleotides long. RefSeq names its product WASP family member 1 (gene WASF1). Gene Ontology annotation, cellular component: cytoskeleton. Lineage: Eukaryota; Metazoa; Chordata; Mammalia; Artiodactyla; Bovidae. Gene Ontology annotation, molecular function: protein kinase A regulatory subunit binding; actin binding; Arp2/3 complex binding. The record is from RefSeq and is a predicted model, not a curated record. Gene Ontology annotation, biological process: actin cytoskeleton organization; positive regulation of Arp2/3 complex-mediated actin nucleation. Bases 146 to 1852 code for a protein of 568 amino acids. The transcript is spliced from 9 exons.